CAUCGAGCUUUUCAGAUGGACCUGACCAGGCUGCGUCUCACUGCAGCACGGGCCUAUGUCAAAGCUCUGGAGUCCAGCCUCACGCCCAUGUCGGCGAGUCUGACCGAGCCGCUCAAGAUGAAUGCUGUGGUUCAAGGGUUGGGCCCAUCCUUCAAGCUCACGCUGAACAUCCAGAACACUGCAGCGUGCCGUCCGGUCAUGAACCUAGCCAUCAGUUUUCUGUACGAUGAAAAUUUGUAUAGCAUGAGGACGGCCUUUUUCAAGAUCCCCCUACUAGUUCCAGGGCUGAAUUACCCCAUUGACACUUUUGUGGAGUGCUUGAGUGACAAAGGCAUCUCUGACAUCAUCAAAGUGUUUGUGCUAAGGGAAGGAAAGAGUGCUCCUCUCCUCACCGCCCACAUCAACAUGCCUGUGAGUGAAGGACUCGCACUGAACUGAGAGCGAAUUAGAAACGUCUAGCUGAGCUUCACAGGCGUCUUCAACUCUUGCUGUGCUCCUAGCAGCAGUUAGGCUUCUCCACAGAGCUGCCUGGAACGGAGAGCUUUCCAUCACAUGAGUUACAAGAAGUUUGCGCUGGCCAUCGAGCCGGUGUUUCCUGUAGCUUAGAUCAGGACUGAGGGAGGCGUGUCCUCACAGGUAAUACCUCUGUACCUUUUAAUGGCUAGUCACUGGAGCGUUUGAUUGACAGCUGCGAGGCCUAGAGUUCCAUAGGUCAUAUAGUUUGGAUGUAAGAGACGUUCCUGAUGUUUACUUGUGGUAGUCAUGUAUAUUUAUAUGUAAAAGCAUAUUUAUUCUUGAUGUAAUGAUCACACACUUUAUAAUGCAAUUUUGAGGCUUUAUUUUAAUAUAUAUUGAGAAUCAUUGCAUAAACAGUCUGUUUAAGGCAAUGUGGUAAGAAAAAGAUUAUUCACUACUUUUAAAGCACACACACACACGAAAGUAAACAAGGUAUAAUGAGAGAAUGGUCAGUUCAUUCUCUCUCUAUUUCACAGUACUUUUCUACACUACAGUGACGUACGUUCAACUCUUCUUACGCUCAUUUUUUUUUUUUGUCAAAAUACUGUUUGCAUGCAUGUAAACUUUAUAUACACUACCAUUCAA
Molecule: messenger RNA, 1101 nt
Organism: Sinocyclocheilus grahami
Lineage: Eukaryota; Metazoa; Chordata; Actinopteri; Cypriniformes; Cyprinidae
Product: Bardet-Biedl syndrome 1 protein-like
Exons: 4
Coding region: 16-438 (140 amino acids)
Biological process (GO): non-motile cilium assembly; protein localization to cilium
Cellular component (GO): BBSome; axoneme; centrosome
Molecular function (GO): patched binding; smoothened binding
Source: RefSeq, a predicted model, not a curated record